AUGGACCCCUUCCAGACGGUCGCGCGCGAGAUGAAGUUCCUGACGGGCAACAUCCGCUCGCUGCUCGGCAGCGGCCACCCGACGCUCGACACGGUCGCCAAGUACUACACCCAGAGCGAGGGCAAGUACGUGCGCCCGAUGCUCGUGCUGCUCAUGAGCCGCGCCACCGCCCUGACGCCCCAGCGCGCCCGUCGAGGGAGCAGCGGCAGCAGCGGCGGCAGUGGCAGCAGUGGCAGCAGCGUCGACGCCCCCAUCUCCAGCCCGCAGACGCUGCGCGACGCCAACCCCGACGCGAGCACCUCCAGCCCCGCCCAUGACCCGUCCGCCGCCCAUGACCUGUCCGCCGCCGCCGCCGACAUCCUGCCCUCGCAGCGCCGCCUCGCCGAGAUCACAGAGCUGAUCCACACCGCCUCGCUGCUGCACGACGACGUCAUCGACCACAGCGUCGCCCGCCGCGGCGCCGCCUCGGCCAACACCGAGUUCGGCAACAAGAUGGCGGUGCUGGCCGGCGACUUCCUGCUGGGCCGCGCCUCGGUCGCCCUCGCCCGUCUGCGCGACCCGGAGGUCACGGAGCUGCUGGCCACCGUCAUUGCGAACCUGGUCGAGGGCGAGUUCAUGCAGCUGCAGAACACGGCGCGCGACGAGUCGGAUCCGGCCUGGAGCGACGACACCCUCGCCUACUACCUGCAGAAGACGUAUCUCAAGAGCGCCUCGCUGAUUAGCAAGUCGUGCCGCGCCGCCGCCGUGCUGGGCGGCUGUGCGCCCGACGUCGUCGACGCCAGCUACGCCUACGGCAAGAACCUCGGCAUGGCCUUCCAGCUCGUCGACGACAUGCUCGACUACACUGUCAGCAGCGCCGAGCUGGGGAAGCCGGGCGGCGCCGAUCUGGAGCUGGGGCUCGCGACCGCCCCGCUGCUGUUUGCGUGGAAGGACAACGCCGCGCUGGGGACGCUGGUGGGGAGGAAGUUUGCCGAGCCGGGCGACGCCGACAAGGCCCGCCGAAUCGUACUCGCCUCCACCGGCCUCCAGCAGACCCGCGCCCUGGCGCAGGACUACGUCGACAAGGCCAUGGCCGCCAUCGCGCCGUUCCCCGACUGCGACGCCAAGACUGGCUUGCUCGACAUGUGCACCAAGGUCCUGCAGCGGCGGAAGUAG
This is a messenger RNA of Didymella exigua CBS 183.55, 1155 nucleotides long. RefSeq names its product decaprenyl-diphosphate synthase subunit 1. NCBI's taxonomy places the organism in Eukaryota, Fungi, Ascomycota, Dothideomycetes, Pleosporales, Didymellaceae. Gene Ontology annotation, molecular function: prenyltransferase activity. Bases 1 to 1155 code for a protein of 384 amino acids. Gene Ontology annotation, cellular component: transferase complex. The transcript is spliced from 2 exons. Gene Ontology annotation, biological process: isoprenoid biosynthetic process; ubiquinone biosynthetic process. The record is from RefSeq and is a predicted model, not a curated record.